Morus notabilis is the source of this 1227-nucleotide messenger RNA. RefSeq names its product protein FAR1-RELATED SEQUENCE 5-like. Gene Ontology annotation, biological process: regulation of DNA-templated transcription. Lineage: Eukaryota; Viridiplantae; Streptophyta; Magnoliopsida; Rosales; Moraceae. The record is from RefSeq and is a predicted model, not a curated record. Bases 1 to 1227 code for a protein of 408 amino acids. The transcript is spliced from 3 exons.
AUGAUUGGUUACAUUAGAUGCUUGGCGAGGAACCAUGGCGAGGACUUUUACUACGUCUACAAUGCAGAUGAAGAAAAUAGAUUGUAUAACAUAAUGUGGUCGGACGGGGUUUCGAGGAUAGAUUACGCGGUCUUUGGUAAUGUCUUGGCCCUCGACACAACCUACAGGACUAACAAAUACCACAAGCCUUUGCUUUUGCUAAUGUUUCUUCAAGGAAUGAAUAAUAGGAAGCCAAAAGUUGUCGUUACUGACGGUGACAAUGCCAUGAAGAAUGCCAUAACGCAAGUCUUUCCGGAAUCUAAGCACAGGCUAUGCGGAUGGCAUCUAAUGGAGAACGUAGCGAAUAAUGUGAAGGAUAUAAACUUCAAGUGGGACUUCAAGGAAAUUAUGUACGGAUACUACUCCGAACCUGAGUUUCUCGAUAUGUGGCAUUCUUUGAUUCUAGCAUACGAACUGGAGAACAACUACUGGGCAACAUGUAUGUUUGAAAAAAGGGAGAGCUGGGCCGAAACCUAUUUGCGUGGCAACUUCUGUGCAGGCAUGCGAACCACUCAACAUAGCGAGUCGAUGAAUAGAAUAAUCAGACAAUUGGUCGACAGUACGAAGUCUCUCACGGACUUUGUAUCUUUGGUUGACCACGCCAUUAACAAGCUGCGCCACAAAGAUUUGCAGGAUGACUUCUCCACCAGACACAGUACUCCUUCUUUACGACAUGCAUAUAUUCUAAACCCAUACUAUCAACACGCUGCCUCUUUAUUCACAAGAAGAAUUUAUACGAAAAAGGUCUCUCAUGAAAUAAAGCUCAUACAUGCAUACACUGUUAGGCAAGUUGAUGAGAUAGAUAGGUGGGCUGUUCAUGCAAAGGCCCAAUUCCAAACACGAUAUCAAACUAAUAACGAGGUCCCACAGGAGAUAUUAGAACUAACUAGGUCCUACAGGGAUCCACCUCUUGUGAGGCAACAAGAGUCUAUUGAUGAAAUCAAUCCGUUUGAAGUAUUGAAAGAUCCUAUUGUUGUUCAAAACAAGGGAACGGUAAGGCGGCCGCAAGUAGGGCCGAGUGCUCAGGAAGAAUUGGGUUUGGAAAGAUUAAAAAGGAAGUGUGCCAUGUGUAAGGGCCAUGGGCACAACAAACAAACAUGUCCGUUAAAGAAAGACAAGGCCAAAACUAUGCUGACUUGUUCAGAAGGGAACGACGACAGCACACACCCGACACAAAUGUCUUUGUAA